This is a messenger RNA of Aspergillus ruber CBS 135680, 414 nucleotides long. Its product is annotated as mitochondrial 54S ribosomal protein mL43. Gene Ontology annotation, biological process: mitochondrial translation. NCBI's taxonomy places the organism in Eukaryota, Fungi, Ascomycota, Eurotiomycetes, Eurotiales, Aspergillaceae. The record is from RefSeq and is a predicted model, not a curated record. Gene Ontology annotation, cellular component: mitochondrial large ribosomal subunit. Gene Ontology annotation, molecular function: structural constituent of ribosome. The transcript is spliced from 3 exons. Bases 1 to 414 code for a protein of 137 amino acids.
AUGCCUGUACAAGGGAUCAGAACGGUGGCCGCUGCCAGGAACGGCGUCGGCGCCUUUAUCCUGCCAUGCAAGCGCAUGGAUUUCCACUACUGCGACUGGGCAGGUAGCUCGCGGGGCAUGGUUUCCUUUCUCAGGAGCGCCCUCCCAUCCUUCGCCAAAGCAAAUCCCCAGAUCGAAAUCCGAGUGUCACCACGGCCGCACAAACACCCAGUAGUCAAGGGCCACUACAUCAACGGACGCGAGAAGGCUAUCUGUGUGCGGAACCUCGAGCCGGAACAAAUAUUCAACAAGGCAAACUUGCUGAAGGAGGCCAGCGGGGAGAAGCUGAAACGCACCAAGAAGCCCGUCACGAGUAUCAACGACAGUGUCAGAGGCAUCUGGUCCCCUUACCAUGGAGACAUCAAAACCGUUUAG